AUGUCCGCACGAUCAACGCACUCCCACUUUCCGUACAAGCCAACUAACGCUACCCCAGUCCUUCUGGCAGGCAGCGUCCGCGGCGAACUCGCCGCCACAACCGCCGACGCGCUCUCCCACGGCGGCGCCGGCUGCAUAGUCUUCACGGGCCGCUCACAGUCCGAAGUGCAACCCGCCAUCAACCACAUCAACUGCAAGCACCCAAAGACAAAGAUACUCUUCGUGACUGCCGACCCGGACAGUCUCGCGAACAUGAGCGAGGCCGCGCAGACAGUCAAAGACUUGGCCGUGCCGAUUGAUGGUAUCGUGUGCUAUCCCACCGUGAUGGCGGCGGCCUGGCAGACCACGCGGGACGGGAUCGAGUCUCAUUUCCAGAAGAACUACCUGGCAUAUUUCGUGCUGGUUAACGAUGUGCGGCAAGAGGCGCCGGCGCCGAAGUGGGAGGAUAUUAAUUUCGCGAAUGGGGAGCGGUAUCAUUGUCUCGAUGCUUACUCGCAGUCGAUGUUUGCGAAUAUCCUGUUUGCCAAGUCCCUCGCGCAGCUAUGUCGUGAUCAGUCUAUUGCGGCCUUCUCUGCCAAUGCUGGAAAUACCAAGACGAACGUGCAAACAUACGUCUCCCCCGAGGACGUCGCGUCGUGGCUGCAGCGGAAGAAAGAAGCGGGUGAGGACCUGCCCAUUCUGCUCCAGCAAGCCCCCAAGUCACAGUCGCAAGCGAAUGCCACAAUCCUCCGGGGACUCCUUGAUCCCAUGCUGGCAGAGCAAUCCGGCGCCUUCCUGGACAACUGCGAAGUCCUUCCACUGCCAUACCUCGAGUUUCCGGCUGGCGAAGAGAGCGCCACGGCGCUGUGGAAACAGAGCGAGGUGUUUAUCGAAGCAGCCGGGCAGGAACAGUUAGGUCUAGGGGGGUCCGUCACCCCGAGAUAA
Messenger RNA from Penicillium canariense, 924 nucleotides. Its product is annotated as putative oxidoreductase, short-chain dehydrogenase/reductase family. Bases 1 to 924 code for a protein of 307 amino acids. The transcript has 6 exons. The record is from RefSeq and is a predicted model, not a curated record. Lineage: Eukaryota; Fungi; Ascomycota; Eurotiomycetes; Eurotiales; Aspergillaceae.